AUGGCAACGAUGCAGUUUACACGCAACUUGUUGCAGCAGUGCAGCAGUCACAGCAAGGAAAAUAUUGCUUUCAUUUCAGUAUGUCCCAUCUUCUAUAGUACUGCUACGGCCGGAAACCAUAAGCUGCGGCAGGUCAUUCAACACCAGUUGGACGAUAUCCGCGAAGCUGGAACUUAUAAAAACGAACGUAUCAUAACUACACCGCAAGCAACUGCCAUCGGGGUCGCAGGAACCAGUGGCAAGAUUCUUAACUUUUGUGCCAAUAACUACCUCGGUUUAUCGGCAAACAACGAUGUUAUUAACUAUGGUAAGAAAGCACUCGAUGAGUACGGCGCCGGAUUGAGCUCGGUCCGUUUCAUCUGUGGCACGCAGGACAUUCACAAGCAGCUGGAAAAUAAGCUGUCAACGUUUCACCAGCGCGAAGACACGAUCCUUUACGCAUCCUGUUUCGAUGCAAAUGCGGGUAUCUUUGAGGCAGUACUGACGCCAGAAGACGCGGUCUUUUCGGAUGAACUAAACCAUGCGUCCAUCAUCGACGGUAUUCGGUUGUGCAAGGCGAAGAAGGCCCGCUACUUGCACCGCAAUAUGGCCGAUCUGGAAGAGAAGCUACGUACGACGGACGCUCGUAUCAAGAUGAUUGUAACGGACGGUGUGUUCUCAAUGGAUGGCAAUGUAGCUCCGUUGCCGGAGAUUUUCGAAUUGGCUGACCGGUACGGUGCGGUUACUUUCGUGGACGAUUGCCAUGCGACCGGGUUCUUUGGCCGUACCGGACGCGGAACGGAGGAGUUCUACGGGAUGCUCGGUCGGUGCGAUAUCAUCAACUCUACGCUUGGAAAAGCGCUCGGUGGUGCUGCCGGUGGUUAUACGACGGGUCCACGUGAACUGAUCGACCUGCUGCGUCAAAAGUCCCGACCGUAUUUGUUCUCCAACUCGCUACCACCGCCUGUUGUGGCUAGCGCAUCGAAAGUGAUUGACAUGCUGAUGGAAUCGAGCGAGCUGACGGCAAAGGUGCAAAGCAAUACGCGUCGAUUCCGGGAAGCAAUGACCAGCGCUGGUUUUACCAUCUCCGGUAUGGACCAUCCGAUAAGUCCGGUGAUGUUGGGCGAUGCUCGACUAGCUUCGACGUUUGCAGAUGAGAUGCUGAAGCGUGGCAUUUACGUGAUUGGAUUUAGUUAUCCGGUCGUACCGAAGGGAAAGGCUCGUAUUCGGGUACAACUUUCGGCAGCUCACUCAGAGGAAGAAAUCGAUCGUGCGGUGGCUGCAUUUAUUGAAGUGGGCAAACAACUUGGUGUCGUGUCGUAG
Molecule: messenger RNA, 1302 nt
Organism: Anopheles marshallii
Lineage: Eukaryota; Metazoa; Arthropoda; Insecta; Diptera; Culicidae
Gene: Gcat
Product: 2-amino-3-ketobutyrate coenzyme A ligase, mitochondrial
Exons: 3
Coding region: 1-1302 (433 amino acids)
Biological process (GO): biosynthetic process; L-threonine catabolic process
Molecular function (GO): pyridoxal phosphate binding; glycine C-acetyltransferase activity
Source: RefSeq, a predicted model, not a curated record